AUCAAAAACCCUUCUCACACUCCACCAAAUUUUCAAACACAACAUAUUAAUACACACCCCUCUCCUUCUCCACCAUCAAUCUCUCAAAGCCGGUCGAAGACCUUCGGUUCGUCUUUGUCGUCGUUAAUCAAGAACCAGGGUCAUGAAGCAAAAGGUGGUGAUCAAGUUGUCUGUGAAUGAUGAAAGGGCCAGGGCCAAAGCUAUGAAGACUGCAGUUGGGGUCGAUGGCGUAAACUCAGCAAGUUAUCAGCAAGAUAAGAACCAAAUGGAGGUAAUGGGGGAAGGGAUUGAUGUGGUUCUGCUCACAACUUCGCUUAGAAAAAGAAAAAGCUUGAAGUAUGCUGAGGUGGUGAGUGUGAGCCCUGUGGAGGAAAAAAAGAAAGAGGAAAAGAAAGAGGAAAAGAAAGAGGAGAAGAAGAGCGAGCCUGCAGAGCUACAGUAUUUCAUGGGUUACCCUCAAUAUGUGGUGACUUAUCCUUCGUAUGAAGAACCCCCCAAUAUAUGCACCAUUCUGUGAUUAAUAACUAAUUAUAAGUUCCAGCCUCUCCACACACUCGGUUCCGCGUUAUCCAUAAUAGUAUUAUGAGAGAAAAACAAAACCAGUAAUAAUUUCUUACCCUUUAGUUUCAUUUUCCACACCAUCAUUUAGAGUACUGCAUAAUAUAUAUGUUUAAAUUUCUGUCAUGGUCAACGGUGAAAAUGAAAAUUGCAUGGUUUCUUUUC
Molecule: messenger RNA, 723 nt
Organism: Pyrus x bretschneideri (Chinese white pear)
Lineage: Eukaryota; Viridiplantae; Streptophyta; Magnoliopsida; Rosales; Rosaceae
Product: disease resistance protein Pik-1-like
Exons: 3
Coding region: 143-517 (124 amino acids)
Source: RefSeq, a predicted model, not a curated record